This is a messenger RNA of Protobothrops mucrosquamatus (brown spotted pit viper), 4860 nucleotides long. It is a transcript of the gene TSHZ1, whose product is annotated as teashirt zinc finger homeobox 1. Gene Ontology annotation, cellular component: nucleus. The record is from RefSeq and is a predicted model, not a curated record. Gene Ontology annotation, molecular function: DNA-binding transcription factor activity, RNA polymerase II-specific; DNA binding. The transcript is spliced from 5 exons. Bases 1 to 4176 code for a protein of 1391 amino acids. NCBI's taxonomy places the organism in Eukaryota, Metazoa, Chordata, Lepidosauria, Squamata, Viperidae. Gene Ontology annotation, biological process: regulation of transcription by RNA polymerase II.
AUGAAGGCAAAGUGGCGGUUAGCGGCAGCACCCUAUAAGGGUGGCCGGCUUUUUGGUGAGGCUCUUGAUCCUUAUCUGAUUGAAAACAAGGACAAGCACAAGAUUCUGGUCCAUCUGACAAGGAGAAUGGAGAGGAGAGCCUCUUCCUAUUCCCGCAGACCGUCCUUUCGAUCCGAUGCAGGCACAGAGCAAGGUUCCUUUUCUCGCCCCUAUCAGCCCAGCUCCCAGGGUACUGACAACACUCGCUGUGCACCUGAGAACAAUUCCUGUGCGCAUCCAAUGCUAUCUGGACGACAUUCUAAUCCAAUCCUAGUCAGUCCAGACAGCGCAGUCAGAUCUGGCACUGACUCUGACAACCCUUCAAGAACAUGGCUUCUCAGUGAACUUCCAAAAGAGUCAGACAGUUCCUUCGACCUGCCUCCUUCAUCUGGGAGUGAUCAUAGACACACAAAAAUGCAUGGUCCAUCUCUCUCGCAGCAUUCGAGCCCUGGUCAGGCUCAUCCGAAGGAAACGAACCAUGACACUGUCCAUACUCUCGCAAUUGCUAGGAAAGAUGGUGUCAUGCCUCGCAAUAGUACCUUAGGCACGGCUACACUCCAGAGAUCUGCAGUGGUUCCUGCUCCCGUUUCAGAAAAGGGGGAUAGGCUCCUCCAACCAAAGAGAAGCAUCAGAGAGAUUCGGCCACCCAGUGCUAGACCUGUUUGCCAGCCCCAAGAACGCCCAACUCCUGAGGUUCCUCUCCCAGUAUCCGGCAUCAGGGGCAGAGGGAGCGGAUGCACUCCGAGUCCAGUGGCUGAAAGGACUGCUGUAUGCAUUCCCACUGCUUCUUCUGAUACAAGCGACCAUCAGGAAGAUAUUGCAGGAACAAGCAGAGGUGAUACUCAUUGCACUGCACUGGCCAAGACAGCCUUGGUUUGCCGAUCUCAAACUGGUCAAGACAUAAUUGUUCUGGAAAGUGUUUGGGAAUUAUUGGAUGUUGCCAUUUCUUAUGUUCCUGAAGAAGAACUCAAAGCAGCAGAAAUUGAUGAAGAAAGCGGGGAGGAUGAUGGGUUGCCUCUGGACAUUCAAGAAACUGAGUACACGGGCCAUGAUGAAACAGAGAUCAAGGAGGCUCAAAGUUACCAGAAUUCUCCAGUCAGCACAGCAACAAAUCAAGAUGCAGGUUAUGGUUCACCAUUCAGUGAAAACAGUGACCAACUGGCCCAUUUCAAAAGCACUUCCUCUAAAGAAGAGAAAGAAGAUCACAAGUGCUUGGACAAUGCUUCCUACCCACAGGACAGCUUAGCACAGAUAAAAGCCGUGUAUGCAAAUUUACUGUCAGAAUCUUGUUGGUCUGGUUUAGCUUUAGAUUUAAAAAAAGCAAAGAAUAAUGAAAACAGCCAGAAAGAAAGCACCCCUAACAGCACCACUAGUAUCAGUACCCCAAAUACAAGUGCCAGUACCAGUACCAACACUACUACCACUACAAGCAUCAGUAGUACUAGUAACAGUAGCAGUGGCAGUUCAGGUUAUGACUGGCAUCAAGCGGCUUUGGCCAAAACUCUGCAACAGACCUCAUAUGGACUUCUACCAGAGCCCAGUCUGUUCAGCACAGUACAACUUUACCGGCAAAACAAUAAACUGUAUGGUUCUGUGUUCACUGGUGCCAGUAAAUUCCGGUGCAAAGACUGUAGCGCAGCGUAUGAUACACUGGUAGAGCUUACAGUGCACAUGAAUGAAACUGGACAUUACCGGGAUGACAACCAAGAUAAAGAAUCUGAAAAAACCAAACGGUGGUCAAAGCCCAGAAAGCGAUCACUUAUGGAAAUGGAAGGCAAAGAGGAUGCCCAGAAAGUACUAAAAUGCAUGUACUGUGGUCAUUCAUUUGAAUCUUUACAAGACUUAAGUGUCCAUAUGAUAAAAACAAAGCAUUACCAGAAAGUGCCUCUGAAGGAACCAGUACCAGCCAUCACCAAACUGGUGCCUUCUACCAAAAAACGAGCACUUCAGGACUUGGUUUCACCUUGCUCACCUGAGCCAACAGCAAUCACUUCAGAGACGACACUUAGUGAAGCAGCAAAGGAUCAGAAAACUGCCAAUCCAUAUGUAACGCCCAAUAAUCGCUAUGGCUAUCAAAAUGGUGCUAGCUACACUUGGCAGUUUGAGGCCCGCAAAGCUCAGAUAUUAAAAUGCAUGGAAUGUGGCAGUUCUCAUGACACUUUGCAGCAGCUGACUGCUCACAUGAUGGUCACAGGACAUUUUUUGAAAGUAACUAAUUCGGCCUCUAAGAAAGGAAAACAGCUAGUACUGGACCCUGUAGUUGAAGAAAAGAUACAGUCCAUACCUUUGCCACCUACCACUCAUACAAGAUUACCAGCUACAACUAUUAAAAAGCAGCCGGAUUCUCCUGCUGGAUCUACAACUUCUGAAGAAAAGAAGGAGCCAGAAAAAGAACAGGUGAUUGUUACUGAAACAGACAAAAAAAUUAAAGAAGAAAAUGAGGACUCUGCAGAAAAAUUUGAGCCAGUAGCUGUAUAUCAGUACCUCCGAGAAGAGGAUCUAGAUGAAAGUCCAAAAGGUGGAAUUGACAUAUUGAAAUCUCUGGAGAACACAGUAACCACAGCUAUAAGCAAAGCUCAAAAUGGAGCACCUUCCUGGGGAGGCUACCCUAGCAUUCAUGCAGCUUAUCAGCUUCCAGGAACCGUUAAAUCCCUUCAGCCAACUGUGCAAAGUGUUCAGAUUCAGCCAUCAUAUGCUAGCAGUGUAAAAUCAUUGUCUUCAGAACACAGUGCGCUAAUCCAUUCACCAGGCAAUCUGACACCCCCUCCUCAUAAAAGUAAUGUCUCUGCCAUGGAAGAGCUAGUAGAGAAGGUCACGGGCAAAAUCCAUAUUAAAAAAGAAGAAAAGCCUUCAGAGAAAGAAAAAUGUUCUCCAGUCAAGCCAUUGUCCCCUGCUCCUAAGGAAAGCAAAGACUUUCCAAAAUCAGAGGAAAGCAACAAACAACAACAACUACUACAUCAGCAGCCACAACAGCAAAAACAGAGUCCUGAGACUGAGGUUCAGAAGGUCAAAAAGGAUGUUCUAGCUGACCCGCAUGCACUUAAUGGUACUGAACCACCUAAAGCAAAAGUCACAAAUGGCUGUAAUAACUUAGGUAUCAUUACAGAUCAUUCACCAGAGCAAUCAUUCAUUAACCCACUGAGUGCUUUGCAGUCCAUCAUGAAUACCCACUUAGGAAAAGUCUCUAAUCCUGUAAGUCCUUCUUUGGAUCCUUUGGCCAUGUUAUAUAAAAUUAGUAACAGCAUGUUGGACAAACCCAUUUACCCUACAACUCCGGCCAAGCAAGCUGAGGCUAUUGACCGGUACUAUUACGAGAACAGCGAUCAGCCUAUUGAUUUAACAAAGUCUAAAACCAAACCACUGAUUUCCAGUGUGACUGAUUCUGUCUCAUCUCCUCUAAGAGAAAGUGCCCUAAUGGAUAUUUCUGACAUGGUAAAGAACCUCACAGGGCGCUUGACUCCCAAGUCUUCGACUCCAUCUUCUGUGUCAGAAAAAUCUGAUGCAGAUGGAAGUAGCUUUGAAGAAGCUUUGGACGAACUGUCUCCAGUACACAAGAGGAAGGGUAGGCAGUCAAACUGGAACCCUCAGCAUCUUCUCAUCCUUCAAGCCCAGUUUGCUUCCAGUUUGAGGGAGACACCAGAAGGCAAAUACAUUAUGUCGGACCUAGGCCCACAAGAACGGGUUCAUAUCUCAAAGUUUACUGGUCUUUCCAUGACCACAAUUAGCCACUGGCUGGCCAAUGUGAAGUAUCAGUUAAGGAGGACAGGUGGAACUAAAUUUUUAAAGAAUUUGGAUACAGGUCAUCCUGUUUUCUUUUGCAAUGAUUGUGCCUCUCAAUUCAGGACUGCUUCCACAUAUAUAAGUCACUUGGAGACACAUUUAGGGUUCAGUUUGAAGGAUCUGUCCAAAUUGCCCCUUAAUCAGAUACAAGAACAGCAAAAUGUUUCCAAGGUCCUCUCAAAUAAGACUUUAGGCUCACUUGGAAUUGCCGAGGAGGACUCAGGAUCCACAUUCCAGUGCAAGCUCUGUAAUCGAACUUUUGCAAGCAAGCAUGCAGUCAAACUGCACCUUAGUAAAACACAUGGGAAGUCCCCCGAGGACCAUCUGAUCUAUGUAACUGAGUUAGAAAAACAUUAGCGUCCAGGUAAGCAACCAGGUAUGCAAGUGACCACAGGAACAUUGCACUAAACUUCAUAGUACUGCACUAGGCCUGAUCUGAGCCUCUGAAAUCAGUCUUACUUUUGUUGCUGAACUGCCUAUCUGGAGCUUGGUUUUUCUUACAUACUUUUGUAGUUAUAUUUAUAUGCUCUUUGUCUGAUCUGUGCAUGUUUUUAAAACCUUUUUUUUCCCUUUCCUUCCCCCCCUUCUUUUUCUGUGAGUCAAAGUCUGACCUUUAUUUUCAACAUAUGUCCUUGAUGUUAAGCUAUCUUUUGUAGACUAUAGUGGGAGACACUAUUGAGAGACAUUAAUUUAGCCGUAAAGAAAGACACAAAGAACAAUAACAAAAAGACAUUCUAAAAUUACAAAGUUGCCAUGACAAUAAAGGUCACAGAACCCCGUAGUGUCAGUUUUUAACCCUCUGAGGACUAUAAUAGUAUUCUGUGCCUUUCCCAAAAGAAGGUGUGUGUUUUUUUCAAAAAAGGCAUUUCAUCCUAAUAUAACUGGGUCAAAUUCACUUAUAUUUAAAUGUCAAAAAGCCUUUUCCCCCCAAAAAAUGCAGUCUUGAUUUGCAAAGAAAAGAUGCAUGCCAUUCUUGAAUAAUUAUAAAAAGUGAUUAAAUGCUCAAGGAGUUAGAGAACGAUGACCCAUGUUUUAAAAAAU